This is a messenger RNA of Aplosporella prunicola CBS 121167, 4319 nucleotides long. RefSeq lists its product as uncharacterized. The coding region runs from base 42 to 4319 and encodes 1425 amino acids. Lineage: Eukaryota; Fungi; Ascomycota; Dothideomycetes; Botryosphaeriales; Aplosporellaceae. The transcript has a single exon. The record is from RefSeq and is a predicted model, not a curated record.
CCAGGGCGUCUUUUUGGAUAUCAAGCCAGGCUGGCAGCAUCAUGCCUCUCUCCGAGUUGGAGCCAAAUCUUAGCGGGCGUGCGAGCAGGGCAUCGUACACGUCCGUCAGCUCCCGAGGAACCCGAGGCACACGAAAGGCCCACCUCACACAGUCGGACUUGCUUUCCACCGGUGUCGUGUCUAUGCUUCGCACCUCAACGGAACUAGGAGACAUUGGCAGUUUGGCCGCGGGCAGCUCUUCGAGAAUUCCUCGACCAACUCAGCAACGACGAAGCAGUGGCAACACUUCGCGACUCUCGACCAGCUCGACUCAGACUCAGGCACCCAAACGACCAUCCAACCAUAACUCCCGUCCAUCGACAUCUUCCGCGCCUCGGAGAUCUAUCAACAGCAGUCUCAAUGUCCCUCAGUUCGUACCGGACACAUUAUCUCCGACUGUGAUGGACCUGCCGGGCUCAUCCCCUCUUAUCCCUCAUGCACGGAACGGCUCCAAGGACAAUCGUUCUUACUCACUAACCACGAAUGUAUAUGGGCCACCGUCGAGGUUGACAGGGCCUCGUUCCAUGACGAGUCUCCGCCAUAUGGAGCCUGUCCCGCGUGCUCGCUCCCCAUACAAAUAUCCUACUCGCCUCAAACGCCCAGGAUUCCGUUCGCCUUCUCCAGCCUUGAGCGACAUCACUGGUAUGCAGCACAGGAGAAUGUAUCAGGCUGGGAGUCACGUACGAAGAAUGAGAUUACAACCUCCCUCUAUGUCACCCCAUGACAUUGGCCCGUUUCCCUAUGACCCACACUUCGAUAGAUCUAUUCCGGCUGUCAUGCCCUUAGAUCUUGAUGUUCCCUUACCACCUCGUCAUCCAUUAAUGAUUCGGAAUGGAUCGGCACCCCUGCUCAGACCUGCAAGAUCUUUGAGAUCCGCAAAGUCGGUGAGGAGCAACCGGACAGUUGAGUCUGAUGGCCUGUCUUCUGGUCCUCCGUCAAUGGUACCUCCAACUCCACAAGGGUAUUCUCCAAUUGAAGUCAUGAUUCAUCCCGCCGGAAAUGCCUCCCAUGAUUCGCUGGCUGUCCGGGCGCCAUCAAUUGCUCCUUCCACCAAAAGUUCGGAGCCGCUGUAUUACGACUACAGUGAGCAUUUUGAGGACCUAAAGUAUAAAGAGUCCAUGACCCCACCUCCUCCAUCUACUGCUUUAGUUUCUCCCCUAGGUUUCGUCGAACGUAUCAAAAACAUCUUGAGCGAACAGGCUACAGCCAGAUUAGGCCCAGGUCCUGCUCAAUCAGAAGAUGACUAUUUUGAGGACAUUGCAGCGCUUGUCGAGUUGCCUGCUACUCCGCCACCACCCGAUACGUCUGAUUCAUCAUCACCCCUCGUAAAAGCCGUUCCGGACAUGCCUGAUCCAAUCGAACUUCCAGCAUCUCCAGUCCCAAGGCGUAUCACGAGAGAAAUGAUACUAGCUAUCAUCCAACCAUCCUCGGCAAAGGAACCUACAUCUAGUGUCGAGGUCAAGGUUAACAUUGAAUGUAUUCCGGAGUCUGCCUCCAGUCAUUCUUCAAGUGAUUCAUUUACAGGGUCAAUGUCCACGGCUCAAGAACAUCCACCAACACCGCCUCCAAAAGAUGACAACAGCCAACGUGAGAGCUCAGUGGGUGGAUUGAACUCAAGAGGUUCAAUCGCAGCAGCAACUCAAAGCGACACAACUCCGAGAUGCUCUUCACCUCAACAUCAUGAUUCGGUUAAAUCUAUAGCAACGUCCACUCUUGAGCAACACUUGGAGCCUCGGGUACCAGUUCCAAUUGCAUCUCUUCAAGUUCCUGCUAGCCCUGAGAAUCUAGAAAAGCCUCUCCCACCAACUCCGUCUACGGGAAUUAGCUCGUUCAAUUUCUCAUCAGUCCGGGCAAAAUCGAUGAUGUUGACUUCACCAAGCGCUCUUGAUGAAGCAAAGGCCAGAAAGUCGGCACCUUCCCUGAGAUCAUCAAAUGCGCAGGUCGAGAGGCAUGACCAGUCUGAUGUCUCGGUCGCGCUCAGCAUGCCUCCGCCUACUUCGUCUGUCAAAGUAUCCUUUCUUAAUGAGGUACAAACUCCACGUCCUGAUCGGUCACCAGAAAAGUCAGCGAAUGCCUUCAUGGAGAGUCCAGUGCCUAGCUCAAUCACCUUUGCGACAGAAGCAUCUACCCCUGGAAGUGCUACUGUUCAGUCAACCACAACCGUAUCGGUACCUGCAAAGUCUUUCGGUUCUCGUGAGGUGAAGGAUGCAAAGGAGACAAGGGAUAGCAACAACACAACAACUCAUCUUGUUUGGCCCAUUAAAAGGCAGUCUUUUCCUUGCUUUGACACGAGAGACGAGGAAGAUCCGUCAAGAAACUCCACAUACAAGGAUAACAGCAUCGUCAACGACCUGAGAUUAUCAAACGCGCCACGGUACCCAAGUCAGCUAUCCGAUGUCAAAGAGGACCCUCUGGAAGAGAGUGCCCAAGACCUUCGAGCUUCUACCAAUUUCAAAUUCCCUCUCCCUCGUGGAAUGGGCAGGGGAGUGUCUUUGGAGGAAAUAUAUUACAGGGAUUCGACUACAACAGGAACGGGAACGACUACAGCGAGGAAUUCUGCAGCUACUCAUAAGUCAAAUCUUGCUGACACUCGUCUCAUCCCGUCUAUGAACUUCAGCCGCAUGGAUCUUUUUACGAAGCUCAAUGAAGCUCUAGAAGAUAGAGCCAAUGAAGUUGUGGACGGGCGGGGUGCCUUGUCAAUGGAUGGCGCUCCGGCUGAACUCCAUCAACGGCGGUCGCUUGAUUUGGGAAGACCUCAAUCUUACGGGCCGAUGCGGGAAAAGUACAGAAGCUUCUUUGCUAGCCUGGAUGAGCUCGGAAAGGACAGUGGGCCUGCACCAGAGUUGUAUCCGAAGACACCGGAGAUUGUGCAGCCUGGACCAGAGGAAAAGAAAAGUGAGGAAAUGACAAACACUUCCAUUGACCGGCGGCCUUACUCUCCUGAAGACCUGCUUACGGAAGUCGAGCGACUUUCUAUACCGUCUGUCUCAGGGCUCACCCAGCGCCUCUCUGAGCUCAUUCCUGAACUGAGAAGUCACGGCAGCAGAGAAUAUGUUGAUGACAUCGAAACGAUGAUUCAAGACGAAGAGCUGAAAGAAGAUGUCGAAGAAAUUCGCCAUGUGGGAGAUAGACCAGGUCUUCUGAACAACAUGAAGUCCUCUGCGCGACUACGAGCUCUUCCAGGGAAGAACGUACUGGUGGUCAUUGAAGAUGACGUCUAUGAAGAGCUGACGCAGGGAGAAAAAUGCGCCGGUAGUCAAGGAUCAGGGUCUCAAAGUCAUAUGCCUCAAAAGCAAAGCAAUGCUUCGUCAAAAGGGCAUCGGCUCGAUAGGAAGGAUUCCGUGGCCGAGUUUUUUGAAGACGGUUUAACGCCAGCGGGGCUAGAAGUACCUGCACCAGCUCAUGUACGUGCGACCAGCGCCAAGGACGUAGAUAGACAUGAUCAAAAAACACCGCAGAGGAGCCCUAUGAGUUUCAAGCCCUGGAAUCUCGGCAUGAAGUUCCCUUGGAAUGAAAGCACAUCUGGUAUUGACAUAACCUUUCCGGCCAAAAUCCACACCCGGGAUGCUCCAAGCUCUCGUCAGUCAAAACUGAGGGAUCGUCUCUCUCUAUCCUCAGAAUACUUGACUGACGUUACGAACAACGGUAUUGGAGAGCAUACCUGCUCGACUGAUGCUGCCGACUCUCCAGAUACUUUCAAGCACACCGCGAAGGGCAGCAGACCGAGCGUUCUCGGUUCCAUCUCCCGCAGAGUCGGGCGAUCUCUCGGCCUGGAUAAUAGCGGGACGUGGAAUGGCUUCGAUAGCACCGUUACAGAAGAUCAGGCUCAUGAUCCGGGCGACCGUUAUCCAACGACGAGUCUGAGCCCACCAGCUCAUUUCAAUCUUGACGAAGUUCGUAGCUUCUUCUCUGAUGACAGCUCUCACCGUCGUACUGGCAGCAACUUCCGCAGGCGUCUAACGCAUUUGAGACUGAAAGUUGCCGCGGCGCCUCGCGCACAGACAGCCAUGGACAUGCGUGGUGCAAAUCCGGAAAACAACGGAUCGAUAACAGACUCGAGGAUCGGAAUGGGCGGCAGCGUCCAUACAUAUGAAGGCACGACAGGCAUGCCACGGUCGGAAUACAGGACUAAGAAGUUCUUCGACAAGAUCAAGGAAGUUUGGUUCCGCACUGGCGAACUGCUGAGGAAUAUGAGCGGGAAACGAAGAGCUGAGAAGCAAGAGACGCGUGAGUGGCUGCAAGACAGCGACCUCAACCUCGGAACUUACACGGGUGCUUGA